This is a messenger RNA of Oryzias latipes (Japanese medaka), 1223 nucleotides long. It is a transcript of the gene coq3, whose product is annotated as coenzyme Q3 methyltransferase. Gene Ontology annotation, biological process: ubiquinone biosynthetic process. Gene Ontology annotation, cellular component: mitochondrion. The record is from RefSeq and is a predicted model, not a curated record. NCBI's taxonomy places the organism in Eukaryota, Metazoa, Chordata, Actinopteri, Beloniformes, Adrianichthyidae. Gene Ontology annotation, molecular function: polyprenyldihydroxybenzoate methyltransferase activity; 3-demethylubiquinol 3-O-methyltransferase activity.
AGCUUCUGACCGGUGCAGCCGAAGAAGACCCGGGCGGAAGCCGAAGGUAAAGGUGUUGUGAAAAUGUACUCAAACAAAGUGACCCGCCUCGUGUUGGGACUCAACGGCCUGAGGGCCACCUCGGUCGGCACUGUGGUCCAGAGGGCUGCGGCUCCGAGGGGACUCAGCUGGACCUCCGUGUGCAGAGAGCGGACGCAGCGGCUGCGAGUACGCGGCACUCGGUCAGCCUCCCAGAGUACUGUGGACUCCUCAGAGGUCAGGAGGUUCCGGCUUCUGGCCAGCAAGUGGUGGGAUGAAGACGGAGAGUUUGCUGCUCUUCACGCCAUGAACGACCUGCGGGUUCCUUUUGUGCGGGACAACCUGCUGACUGUACAUCGAGCACGCCACCCUGGAAAACCGCUGGCAGGACUCCGAGUCCUGGAUGUGGGCUGUGGGGGAGGCCUGCUCUCAGAGCCUCUCGGUCGUCUGGGAGCCAACGUGCUGGGCAUAGAUCCUGUAGAAGAAAGCAUCAGGAUCGCCCAGCUGCAUUCUUCCCACGACCCGGACCUACGGGACCGAGUGUCUUACCGGGCCUGCACCCUGGAGGAGCUCUCAGGAGAAGGAGAAGGAGAAGGGGAGCCGGGAGCAGCCCAGUUUGACGCCGUUGUGGCCUCAGAGGUCGUGGAACAUCUGGCAGACUUGGAGACGUUUGCCCUCUGCUGCAGUCAUGAUCUGAAGCCGGGUGGAUCACUCUUCAUUACCACCAUAAAUAAAACCAAACUGUCGUACGCGCUGGCUAUCGUAGUAGCCGAGCAGCUGCUGCGCAUCGUUCCCAGAGGGACGCAUGACUGGGAGAAGUUCAUCAGCCCAGAGGAGCUGGAGCGCCUUCUGGAGUCCAAUGGUUUCACAGUUCAGUCUGUCCAAGGAAUGAUGUACAGCCCUCUCUCUGGAGCCUGGAGCUGGACUGACAGCACCGCCAUCAACUACGCCCUUCACGCGGUCAAAGAGGGUCACGGGCUAGAGGACAGCAGCUCCUACCCAGAGGAGCACACAAAAACCACACACAGCUGAGCUGCUCACAAAUCACAAACAGAAAUAUUCACAUGCAUGAAUGGACAUGUGGGUGCAGAGAUGCAGAACAGGAGGCCAUGAUUAAUGAAGGAGGGACAACCAGCAUGCCCACUGCUGACCGUGGGAUGUCUUUAAGCUCUGGAGCUGUUUAAUAAAUGUGUUUCAUAAAUGCA